UCCCUGAUGUUUUAAAUCUCUUACUCUCCUCCAAAAGCCCCUUACAAAGCAGCCCCCACAGCACUCCUCUCCAUCAACCCCAAUCCCCUCUCUCUCUCUUUCUCUCUCUCUCUCUUCCCCCACCCAUCUUAGGAGGAGGAUGAGAUGAAGGAGGAUAGACUAGAACUGGAUCUCCUCCUCCUCCUCCUGGUGUUAUUUCUCUCCUCUAUUCUCCCUCUAUCCUCCGCCUUCUCCAGCCAUGGCCUGACCGACGCGGAGGCCGGCUACAUCCGGCGCCGGCAGCUCCUCACGUACAGAGACCAGCUCGGCGGGCGCGGUGAGAACGUGACUGUGGACCCCACCUUCGUCUUCCCCAACCCCCGCCUCCGCAACGCCUACAUUGCCCUCCAGGCCUGGAAGCUCGCUAUCUUCUCCGACCCACUCAACCUCACCGCCAACUGGGUCGGCCCAGAUGUCUGCAACUACACCUCCGUCUACUGCGCCCCGCUCCCUUCCGACCCCCACCUUACCGUCGUCGCAGGCAUCGACCUCAACCACGGCGACAUCGCCGGUUACCUCCCCGACGAGCUCGGCCUCCUUUCCGACCUCGCCCUCCUCCACAUCAACUCCAACCGCUUCUGCGGCAUCGUCCCCCGGACCUUCGGCCACCUCCGCCUCCUCUUCGAGCUCGACCUCAGCAACAACCGCUUAGCCGGAAAAUUCCCCGAGAUCGUCCUCCAACUCCCUUCUCUCAGAUACCUCGACCUCCGCUACAACGAGUUCGAGGGCGGCGUCCCUAAGGCUCUCUUCGACAAGGAUCUCGACGCCAUUUUCAUCAACAACAACCGCUUCGUCUUCGACAUACCGGAGAACCUGGGCAACUCGCCGGUCUCCGUCGUGGUCUUUGCCAAUAACCGGUUCCGUGGCUGCCUCCCGCGGAGCAUCGGCAACAUGUCGAAAACGUUGAACGAGAUCAUUUUCCUGAACAAUGGGCUCACAGCUUGCCUGCCCCCGGAGAUCGGCCUGCUCAAAAGCCUCACUGUUUUUGACGUCAGUUUCAACCAGCUCGUCGGGCCGCUGCCCACCUCCAUUGCCGGGAUGCUGAGUUUGGAGCAGCUGGAUGUGGCUCAUAAUCUUCUCUCCGGUCAGAUCCCGGCGCAGAUCUGCCUGCUUCCCCGCCUCCAGAACUUUACCUACUCGUAUAACUUCUUCACUGGAGAGCCGCCGCAGUGCCUCAGGGUGCCAUCGUUCGACGAACUUCAGAACUGCCUGCCUGGCCGCCCGGCACAACGAUCGGACAGCCAGUGUAAGUCCUUCUUGUCCCAACCCAUCGACUGCGCCGCCUUCCGCUGCGCCCCCUUCAUCCCCUCCCUCCCUCCGCCGCCGCCGCCAUCCCCUCCUCCACCUCCGCCGGUGUUCUCACCGCCAAAUCCGGUCCUUCUUCAUUCUCCUCCCCCGGUUCUCUCGCCGCCGCCUCCUCCGCCAUCUCCUCCNNNNCCCAUCUACUGCGUCCACCCCCCACCGCCGCCUCCGCCAAACUCUCCUCCACCUCCGUCGCCUCCUCCCUCGCACUUCUAUCCUCCACCACCUUAUGCUUCUCCACCUCCACCACAUUACUCGCCGCCGCCGCCACCUAACUCACCACCGCCACCACCCAACUCGCCGCCGCCUCCACUGUAUUUGCCGCCGCCGCCACCACCAAACUCCCCACCACCGCCGCCUCCAUGCAUGGAGCUGCCUCCGCCGCCACCAUCACCGCUAGCUUCUCCUUCACCAGCACUAGUUCCUUACGAACCCCCACUAUCUCCUUCUCCUCCACUGCCUUCACCACCACUUCACUAUGAGCCGCUGCCUUCGCCAUCACCACUACCCCCGCUUCAUUAUGAAGCACCCCCUCCCCCUUCUCCAUCCCCUCCGCCACCUCCAAAGCCUUGGGAGUUCUUGCCGCCAUCUUCUCCGCCACCACCCUCUCUGUAUGAGGGCCCAUUGCCGCCAGUUGUUGGAAUCUCAUAUGCAUCUCCCCCUCCUCCUCCUUUCUACUAUUGAUUCUUUUUGAUAAUUUUAUUUCUCGCCCUCCUCCUGCCGCUGGUUUUUGUUGAUCUUCCUUUCUAUUGCCGAUCGCCAUCGGAGAAAGAAGACAAGAAGGCAGGGAGUGCUUUAUCUGGCUUUUGUAUUCAAAGCAGCUUGCGUCGAGGUGAUGAAGAGAUGGUUGAAGACAUGGAGAGAGAAAUGGCAACGAUGGGGAAAAUUUUCUCUCCAUAUUUAUUUGGAUUACUACGGAUAUUUGAGUUGUGAAUAAAUGGCUAUGAAGAGACGGAAUCAGAGAGUGAGAGUUGUAUAGAGAGCAUGAGAUUCAAGUAGAUCAAUUGUGGUAUCAUCUCCUCCUAUUAUACUCUGUUCUUUUUAUUUUGAUUUCAUAAUAUGAUUAUUUAUGGAUUCUUAGAUCCUGGUGUGUUAAUUAAUUGCCUUCCACUUGAUCGCUUGUAAGU
This is a messenger RNA of Elaeis guineensis (African oil palm), 2468 nucleotides long. The record is from RefSeq and is a predicted model, not a curated record. Lineage: Eukaryota; Viridiplantae; Streptophyta; Magnoliopsida; Arecales; Arecaceae.